This is a messenger RNA of Rotaria sp. Silwood1, 4902 nucleotides long. The record is from the annotation of a GenBank genome assembly. NCBI's taxonomy places the organism in Eukaryota, Metazoa, Rotifera, Eurotatoria, Philodinida, Philodinidae.
AUGAAUUUUAAUAUAAUUUUUCUUGUUUUAUUCAUCAUUUGUAUUCAACAAACAUUAACACAAGUACCACCAGUUGUACCAUUGACAAAUGCUUUAACAGCUGUUUAUUGUCAUAGUUCAGAUGAACCUGGUAUAAUGACAAUACGUUGUGGACCAAAUGAAAAAAUUCGAAUGUUAGAUGCAUUUGAUGCUACAGCAAAACAUAGAUCACGUUUACCAAUACAAUGUUUAAAACAAAAAAAACAAUUUUUAAAAGAUUCAAAUGAAGAAUCUUAUGGUGUUGAUUGUAAAGUUCAUACAAGUUUUACAUCUGCUUGUUCAGGACGUGAAAAUUGUACAUUACAUAUGCAACGUAUACGUUUAAAUAGUGUUCAAGAUAAUUGUCAUAAUGAAUUAGUUGAUUAUACAAUGGCAUUUUUUGAAUGCAUAUCAGAUGUAUUUAUACAUGAGGUUUGUUCAUCACAAGCAAUAACUUCGGCAUGGGGUACAUUACAAACACCAAAUUUUCCUAAUCCUUAUACAUCAAGUGAUGAUUGUUGGUGUAAAUUAUCAACACAAUUACAACAUCGUCUAUUACUUUCUAUUAUUGUCUUUCAACUAAUUCCUUAUGAUAAACGUUGUGCUGGUGCUGGUCUUUAUUUACAAAGUAGUAAUGAGCAACGAAGCACUCAAUGUACUUAUUUACAACAAGGACAUAAUUAUUUAAGUGAUACAAAUACAUUAUAUAUUAAUUUUUAUAGUCGAACACCGACUGUACGUGGAGGAUUUUGGAUUAUUUAUGAAGCGAGUCAUCCAAAUGCAGAAGUUCAUUUACAUUGUGGACCACGUGAAAAAAUUGGUGUACCAUUAUCAUCAAAUUCACUUAUAUCACCUUCUAUUUCAACUCCAUAUGAUCAUGGUUGGAGUCGUUUAGCAUUUAAUAAUCCACCAAAUCCAACGACACCAAUCAAUGGUCCUAUGAUGCGUAUGCGUUUUCCUGUUACCACUACACUUCAUUCAUCUGUUAAUACAAACUAUAAAAUAAAUACUUCAACAGCUGUUGGAGCUUUUACAUAUCCACAUGGAGCAUUAACAACAUUUGAAUUAGCUUAUGGACCAAGUGGAUGGUAUUUAAAACAUCCCAUUAAUGCAUGGAAUAAAACCUUAAUUAAAUUUUUACGAACAACAACAACAACAACAACAACAACAACAGCAGCAGCAACAACAUCUCAAUUACCAGUUUCAAAAUGGAAUUUUACUUGGUAUUAUACUCGACCAAGACGAACAAAAUUAUUUACAACACCGAGUACUUCGAUAACAACAAAAACAAUAACAAAACCAACAACUAUUACUACAACAACUACUACUACUAAACAAACUACUAUUGUUUUGUCAGCAGCAACAGCAACAACAUCGAUUUCUACGUCAACAACUCGAACUGUUACUGCUCGUCAACGUUUAUUAUUUACUCAUCAACCAUGGAUAUUUUAUAGUUCUAGUAAUUCUCAAUCAUUGACAACAACUAUCAAACCUAUAAUUAAAUCCUCGACAACUUUACCAGCAUUAUCUUCUAUUAUGAAAUCUACAUUACCAUUACCAACUCCUUGGUAUUCACCAGCUGGUCCUUUUGAUUGGUGGCAAUGGCAAUGGUAUACAAAAAAAACCAAAGCAUCAUCAAUACAAUUUCAUUAUACUACACCAGCUUUAAUAACAUCUACAAAAAUAAUUAGCACAAAACGAAGAAUACCUAUUACUAGUACUACUAUCAUCACUACUACUCUUAGCACUACUCUUAUCACCACCACUACGACUACUACUACUACUUAUUCUACCACUACGACGACCUCGACAACAACAACAACAACAACUACUACUACUACUACUACUACUACUCGUACUACCAUGACAACUACAACAACUAGAAAAAGUACAACUCGUCUGACAGAGCCAUCAAGUAGGAUAACUAUGAGUACAACACAUGAACCUAUUGGUGAUUGGCUUCAAUGGCCUUAUAAAGAAAUUGAUUCAAAUAAAAAAGAACCAUAUGAUGAUUUCGACGAUGAAUAUAAAGAUUGGCUUGAUUAUUUUACUACUAGUACAAGUCAAGGAAUACUAACAACAAGUACUUUAUUGUCAAUUUCACCUGGACAACAAUAUUCACAAUCAGAUUAUAUUCCAACAAAAUCUAAAUGGAAAGUUAUAACUAUCAAUACACCACCAGCAAAACGUCAUCAUUCCCAACAAAAUUCUGGUGUUAAUGAACGAAAUGCUAUGGGAAUUCAAACUAAUGAACAAACAACAACUCCCAAUGUUCAUAAUAUGAUUCGACGUGUUAUUGAACAAAGAAAUAAAAAAAAUUCUACAGAAUAUGGAUGGUUAAGUAAAACAGAUAUGACUAUUGUUGCUGUAUCAAUUCUAUUUGUUAUUCUAUUGGCAAUUAUUAAUUUAAUUCUUUUUGCUGUUCGACGACAUCGGCAUCGAAUUCAAGGUCGACAUUUACUUAGUACUUCAAUCCCAUCAACAUUAGAUAAUAGAAGACUUGGAGGAAGUGGACAUUUACGCAGUCCAACAUUUACUGAUACAACUAAUGGUUUAAUUAAUACACCGAAUAAUACGAAUAAUAAUGAUAUAUUACCUGCUGUUGGUGAAAUUGUUAUAUGGGAUGAAAAAGAUCAAGGUGGUUAUAUGAUUGAUAAUAAUGGAUCAUGGGCUAAAAUAGAAGGACGUCAAUGGUUUGGUAGUCAUAUAUUUAAAAAUUGUAGUAAAACACCACUUGCAAAAAGUUUUCGAUCACGUUUUCGUUUUAUUCGUCAUUUGGAUAAAAAAACUAAUCAUCAUCAUCAUCAAGCACCAAUAGCACCAAAAACACAACAAAUACAACAACAAACAUUUAAAUUUCCUCUUCUUAUGGAUACUGCUACACUUUCACCAGUACCCGAAGCAGAUGAUUAUGAAUCAUCAGAAUUAAGUUUAUCUGAUAUUAUUAUUCGAAGUUCAGCAACAACACUCAAUAGUUCAAGUCGACGACAACAACAUCAACCAUUAAUGAAAUCUGAACGUAAACAUGAUUUAUCCGUACAAAGUCAACAACAACAACAAAUAACAAAAACUAUUCAAGCAUUAAUUCAUAAUGAACAACAACAACAACAACAACAAAAUGAUGAUUAUUAUAAACGAAUUGGAAAUAGUGGUGAUGAUUCAAAUUAUAUGGGAAUGUCAGGAAGUGCUCUAAGAGAUUCAUCUAUAACUGAUCAAGAAACAGAUCGAAGUUUAGGUAAUGAAAUAGAUGCUGGAGGACCAGUUGUUGUUAGUGUACCAACUAUGAUAAGACGAGAUGAUGAUGCUGGUACAAUAACAGAUGGUGCUGAUUCAAUUUAUAAUCCACAUUAUUCAAUUCAAUCUCUUAAUGAAUAUCCUCAUCGAAAUUUUGUUCAAUCAAAUUCAAAUACAGGUCCAUUUUCAACAAAACCAUCUAUAAGUACAUUUAAACCAACAACAAAUAAUUCAGUAAUAGUUGGUUAUUGUCAAACAGAAUUUCAAUCACUUGAUCCAAAAUCAUUAUUUAAAACAACUGAAAAAGCAUCAUUAAUUGAACAACAACCAUUUUUUCGUUGUUCACAAUCUGUACAAUUAUCAACAUAUGAUUCAGGUUUUGUUGAUGAACAAACAGUUGGAAGUUUAACAGCAGUUAAUAAUAUAAAUGAAUUAGAAAAUAAUUUAAUCAAUAAAGAUAAAGAUGAACAUAUGAGUAUGGAUGAUAUUUUAUUAACAAAAAGUGAAGAAGAUGAUGAUGAUGAUGAUUUACAAUUACAUGGUUUAAUAACAAAUGAAUUAAGAAAUGCAAAUCAACAAAAAUGGAAAAAUGCUUCAAAACGUGUUUCAUUUCAAGAAGAACAUAUUACUCAACGUUUUUCUCCACCACUACCACCACCACCAUCAUCAUCAUUUAAUACAACAACAAAUUUCGAACCAUCAUCAAAUCCAUUUGAUACUUAUGAUGUUUCACCUGAUGUAAUUCAAUCAAUACCAGUUGCACCACCACUAUUUAAAUCUUUUUUACUUCCAACAACAACAACAACAACAACAACUACUUUAAAUGAUUGUUCACCAACAACAAGUAGUGUAUUUACUGUUCAAAAACAAAUAACAUCUAUUGAUAAUGAAGAUAAUACAGAAAGUAUAAUAAUGAAUCAUUUACAUUCCGUUAAAUCAUUAAAAAAAUUUUUUGAAACAAAAAUGGUUAUACAACGACCAACAUCUACCAUGCAAACAAUAACUUGUUCUCAACCAAUAACAACAAUUAAUGAACAAAAACUUGAUCGAUCAUCAACAACUAAAGAACAAAAUUCAAUAGAUGAAUCUAAUCAACGACAAGAAAUGAUGAAUAAAGUAUUGGAAAGUUUAAAAAAGAAAAAAUUUUAUUCAAGAGCAACAAAUGAUACUCCUGAACCAAGUGGUCGAUGUUCAGCAAUGACAAUAUCAUCAUAUGAUUCAAAUCUAACUCAAAAUUUAGCUGUACAACGUCAUUAUUCUCGACGUUUUCGUUCAUCUUCAACAAGUAAUAAUUCUCUUUAUCCUGGUGGUAAUGUAAUAAUACAUAUAAAUCCUACAAAUUCUCAACAUAAUAAACGUGCUUAUUCACAAGAUCGUCAACAUUAUCAAACAACAGAUCAUCAUAUAAGUAAUAUUGAAAAAUGGAAACAAGAACGACAACGACAAAUAGAAUCUGAUGAUGAAGAUAAUAUAUCGGAAAAUUCUAUGUUAUGGCAAGCACGUACAAAAUUAAAUGAAUUUGUAACUCGUACAAGAAAACAUCAACAACAAUCACCAUAUUAUACAACAUGUACAAAUGGUGGAACACCAUCUGAAGAUAUAUAUAUGUAUGAUGAUAAUGAAAGUGUUACAGCAGAAACACGUUUUUAA